GGCUGGAGCGAGGCGGCGGGAUGCAGCGCCCCGGGCCCUUCAGCACCCUCUACGGGCGGGUCCUGGCCCCACUGCCCGGGCGGGCCGGGGGCGCGGCCUCGGGCGGGGGCGGGAACAACUGGGGCCUCUCGGGCUCCCACGUGCAGUUGCCGGGGCGUGCACAUUCGGAGACCCGCGGCGACAAGGGAGGCUCGAGCGCGGGCGGCCCGGCCCCCUCCACGAUGUCCAAGGCCGAGGAGGCUAAGAAGCUGGCGAGCCACACGGCGGUGGAGAACCACGUGAAGAAUAACCAAGUGCUGGGAAUUGGAAGUGGUUCUACAAUUGUCCACGCUGUGCAGCGAAUAGCUGAAAGAGUGAAGCAAGAGAAUCUGGACCUCAUCUGCAUCCCCACAUCUUUCCAGGCCAGGCAGCUUAUCUUGCAGUAUGGCUUAACCUUCAGUGACCUGGAUCAACACCCAGAGAUUGACCUUGCCAUCGAUGGUGCUGAUGAAGUGGAUGCUGAGCUCAAUCUCAUCAAGGGUGGAGGAGGCUGCCUGACCCAGGAGAAGAUCGUGGCUGGUUAUGCAAGUCGCUUCAUCGUGAUCGCUGAUUUCAGGAAAGAUUCAAAGAACCUCGGGGAUCGGUGGCACAAGGGAAUUCCUAUUGAAGUCAUCCCAAUGGCCUAUGUCCCAGUGAGCCGAGCUGUGACCCAGAAGUUUGGGGGUGAGGUGGAACUUCGAAUGGCUGUCAACAAGGCAGGGCCCGUGGUGACGGAUAACGGGAAUUUUAUCCUGGACUGGAAGUUUGACCGGGUGCAUAAAUGGAGUGAAGUGAACACAGCUAUCAAAAUGACUCCAGGNGUGGUGGACACAGGCCUUUUCAUCAACAUGGCAGAGAGAGUCUACUUCGGGAUGCAGGAUGGCUCAGUGAACGUGAGGGAGAAGCCCUUCUAGCCCUGAGAGGAGCAGGGUGCUCACCUUGAGCCUCCAGCCCAGGCACAGUGGACAUGCCUCACAGGAGCCUUUGCCUUAAUGUACCUUCAUGUAGCUGUCCACAGUGCCAGAGUGGACGGCUGGCCAUGGGCGGGUGGGGGUUGUCAAAUCCAGUCUUAUGAAGUAUUGCUAUGUGUCUUUUUAAAAAGAAAUUUAAAUAUAUAUAUUUUUACUAUUAAAAUAUUCAGUUUUUUUAU
This is a messenger RNA of Mus pahari (shrew mouse), 1168 nucleotides long. It is a transcript of the gene Rpia, whose product is annotated as ribose 5-phosphate isomerase A. Gene Ontology annotation, cellular component: intracellular membrane-bounded organelle. Gene Ontology annotation, biological process: pentose-phosphate shunt, non-oxidative branch; D-ribose metabolic process. Lineage: Eukaryota; Metazoa; Chordata; Mammalia; Rodentia; Muridae. Gene Ontology annotation, molecular function: ribose-5-phosphate isomerase activity. The transcript has 9 exons. The coding region runs from base 21 to 932 and encodes 303 amino acids. The record is from RefSeq and is a predicted model, not a curated record.